GGCUUCUUGUUUUGCAUAGCUUAUGUUUCUGAAAGAUCUAUGCAUGGCUUUCCAGUUAUGUGUUCUCAUUUUUCUCUUACCUACUUCAGCAGCAUUUUAAUCAAAUCUUAUUUCUGCCAUGGAAGAUAGCCAAGGGAGUCUAACUAGGCAAGAAAAUGGUGACAAGCAAGUGGGAGAUGAAAGUUCAGAAGAAUGUAAAAAUCCAAGAAGGAUUAUUUAUUUUGCAAACGGUGAAUCUAUGGAGGAGUACACUACUGAGGAAGAAGAUGCAGAAGAGAACAACCAUGAACCCCUUCUUGACACUGCCACCCUCUCCUGGGGUAGUUAUCUGAAACUCUGGGUACUUCGAAUUGCAGCAACAUCUUUUUUUACUUGUGAAUUCCUUGGUGGAAAGCUAGCCACGUUCCUUGGACUCACUGAACCCAAGUAUCAGUACGCAAUAGACGAAUACUACAGGACACAGAAAACGGAAAGUGAAAGUGAUGAAGAUGGUGAAGAGAUGCCAGAGAUGGAGGUGGUGACUGCUACAAAUGAAAAGCAGCACCUAGAGCCACAGAGCCUAAGAUAUGGGUCCAUUAAUUGCAAAGAGAUGUCUGUAUUUUCUCAGGAAACUACUGUUACAAAUGUAAAUGAGCUUGGAGAUGGCAAUCUGACAGGUCUAAAAUGAGUCUUUCAUCUGUGCCUUAGCUCUUAUGAGGAAGGGAAAGGUGUCAGUUGGGUAAUUAAACAAAACA
Molecule: messenger RNA, 734 nt
Organism: Sceloporus undulatus (fence lizard)
Lineage: Eukaryota; Metazoa; Chordata; Lepidosauria; Squamata; Phrynosomatidae
Gene: FAM177B
Product: family with sequence similarity 177 member B
Exons: 5
Coding region: 119-667 (182 amino acids)
Source: RefSeq, a predicted model, not a curated record